Molecule: messenger RNA, 1262 nt
Organism: Salvia miltiorrhiza (redroot sage)
Lineage: Eukaryota; Viridiplantae; Streptophyta; Magnoliopsida; Lamiales; Lamiaceae
Product: dehydrin ERD14-like
Exons: 2
Coding region: 461-1114 (217 amino acids)
Biological process (GO): response to water
Cellular component (GO): membrane
Source: RefSeq, a predicted model, not a curated record
GCUUUCAAAACAAAUAUAAUUAAGGUCUUUUACAUUAUAGUUUGAAUAUGAAAGUAUAAGGCAUUUUUCCAAUUUUCAUAUAAAUUUAGUUUCUUUUUUUUUCCAAAGAUCAAAUAUUUUUAUACAUCGCAUAAAAAAUGGGGCAUAUACAUCACAAUUAAUUCGAAAAUACAAAAGUAAAGGAAUUGAAUGAUAACGCCGGCGUCAUUACAAUUUGCAAAUGGGCCAUUAAAUAGAAUAUAUUUGAAAAUAUUUAGGCACGUAAAUAUUAGUCGGUCACCUCCGUGUUGUCGAUUCCUAUAAAAGCACGCCUUUCCCUUCCACUCUCUCCAACACAAUCUCUCGAAAUCAAAUCAUUCCCAACUUUCAAUCUUCCAACAAAGUUCAUACAUCAAUUUCUCAAUUAGUUUCGAUUCCACUCAUUUCGUUUUUGAUACGAUUCCAACACUCGUAAAAAGAAAUGGCCGAUGAUCAGUACAACCACCACGAGACGAGGAGCGAUGAGCCAUCCGCAGCCAAGUCUGAGGUGGAGGCCGGCGACCGCGGGAUUUUCGAUUUCAUGGGGAAGAAAGAGGAGGAGGGGAACAAGUGUGAGGGCGAAGUGAAAAUCGCCGGCGAGUUUGAUGAGAAGUUUAAGGUUUCCGAGGAGGAAGACGACACGAAGAAGCAUGAAACCCUGCAAGAAAAGUUUCAACGAUCGGACAGGGACGGCUCCGGUAGCUCUUCGGGAGAGGAAGAAAUAGGGGAAGAUGGGAAAAAGAGGAAGAAGAAGAAGGGCUUGAAGGAGAAGAUUGCAGAGAAGCUACCUGGAGAAGAGAAACACACAAAUGAUGUACCAUUUGAGAAGUGUGAGGAAGAGAAACCAGUUCAUGAAGAAGCAGAAGAGAAGAAAGGGUUACUAGACAAGAUCAAGGAGAAGCUGCCCGGUGGCGCCAAGAAGGCGGAGGAAGUGGCGGCGCCGCCGCCAACUCCGGCGCCGGCCGCCGACUACGCCGCCGCUCCGGGGGCUGAGGAAAAGGAGAAGAAAGGGCUCUUGGACAAGAUCAAGGAGAAAAUGCCCGGCCACUCCAAGGGUGACGAGGUGGAGAAAGAGAAGGAGAAAGAAUGCAACUAAGAAGUUAUAAUUAAGAAAUUGUUAUUGUUUUAAAAUAUGUUCUUAAUAUUUAAUUUGUGAUUGUGAUUAUGGUGCUGUUUGGUUUGUUAAUGGUGUUAAAUAUGUAUGAAUAAAUAUGUAUCAAUAUGAGGUUAAUUCUGAGCUAGUA